UUUUCAUUAAUGGAAAAAUGGUCCUCAAACACACCGAUUAGCCCUCUUCAGGUACAAGAAGAUAAAAGCCUGAUAAUUUGAAUGGAGUACUCUUCUUAAAUGUCUACUCUAUCUGUGGCAGCCAAUGGGAAAGUCAGGCUCUCUCCCACCUGAUCCAAUGAGUAAUUAAGAGAGUUUAAAAAAAAAAAAAACUGAACCCUUAACAUACUAGUGGUGUAUUGUGCGGACUUUAAGGGGCAUCAGGCAAGGAGAUCAAGACAUAGCAAGGGGCACAGCCUGACCAGCUGGCCAGCUACUUCUGCUUAGGUUUCAUUGGUGAGGGAAGGCGAGGCAGAAGUGGAAGUAUUAGUUAGCCUGCCCAAAGAAGUUGGUCAGGAGCAAAGCCAUCAUGAGCGACCAGAGUUGCAAAAAUGUCAGUGAUUGCACAGUUUCCCGCCUGCUCAAUGUGGUGGAAAGUGAGCUCCAGGCAGGGAGGGAGAAAGGAGACCCCACAGAAAAGCAGCUUCAGAUAAUCCUGGAGGAUGCAGCCCUUUGGCAGAGAUUCAAGGAAGUCACUAAUGAAAUGAUUGUGACCAAGAAUGGCAGACGCAUGUUUCCUGUCUUGAAGAUCAGUGUAACUGGGCUGGAUCCCAACGCCAUGUAUUCUUUCCUGCUGGACUUCACCCCGACUGACAGUCACCGGUGGAAAUAUGUCAACGGUGAAUGGGUGCCAGCCGGCAAACCCGAAGCUUCCAACCACAGCUGUGUCUACAUACACCCAGAUUCUCCCAACUUUGGUGCCCACUGGAUGAAAGCCCCUAUCUCCUUCAGCAAAGUGAAGCUUACCAACAAACUCAAUGGAGGUGGGCAGAUAAUGCUGAACUCUCUGCAUAAAUAUGAGCCCCAGGUUCACAUUGUUCGAGUUGGCAAUACUCAUCGAAUGGUGAUGAAUUGCUCCUUUCCUGAAACUCAGUUCAUAGCUGUGACUGCCUAUCAGAAUGAGGAGAUAACAGCACUCAAAAUCAAGUAUAAUCCAUUUGCCAAAGCUUUCUUGGAUGCCAAGGAACGAAACCAUCCAAAAGAUGCUCCAGAAGUUAUCUCAGAGGGUCAGCAUAUUACAUACUCCCACUUAGGAGGUUGGCUUAUUUCUAAUCCAGAUGCAGUGUGCACAUCAGGAAACUCCAACUACCAGUACCCUGCUCCCCUGCCUUUGGCUGCUCCCCACUCCCACCAUGGCUGUGAACACUACUCUGGUCUCCAUGGACACAGGACAGCUCCCUACCCUCCUCCUUACAUGCAUAGAAACCAUUCUUCCUCAGUGAACUUGAUAGAGAGCUCAAGCAAUAGCCUGCAAGUUUUUUCUGGAAACAACAGCUGGACUUCUCUAUCCUCCACUCCCCAUGCGCUCUCAGUCCCCCAUACCAACGGAGCAGCCUCUCCCCGCCCCAGUCACUACCCUUGCCUAUGGACCAUCAGUAACAGCGCUGGGAGUUCUGCUGACCCAGGCCCAUCUGUGCAUUCCAGCUCUUCGGGCACAUUUCUCCUAGGCAAUACAGCUCUCUCCCCACCCUCUUCCGUGACCCCCAUCCAAGUACCCACUUGUGCCAGCAUGGAUACCAUGGGGGAGUCCUCCCUCUCCAGCAUUGCUGUGUCCACAUGGACAUCAGUAACAUCCCAUUCCUUCUGAUGAGGGGAGGGGGGAAAUAUUUUCUCAAAUCUGAAAAUUAAGACCUGGGGGGGGGCAUAUACUGAAACUAUAUCUGAUGAAUCCAAAUGGAUCAGACUGCAAAUGAUUCUUUCUCUUUUCUUAAAGGAGACAAAUUAUCUCGCUGAGGGGAGAAGGAAGAUUAGUACUCUAACAUUGGGAUGAAUUGGGAAAGCUGGAAUGAGUAUAAUAAGUUUUUUGAGUUAGGUUAAUAUGUUAAAAUGUUAAAAUUACUUUAGGCUUCCCCUUUCUAUGCUCAGAACAGAUAGGGGAGACUAAACUUCAAUUAUCUUUUGAAGACAAAGUAGUAUGGAGAGUUUUGUGUGUGUUUGUGUAUGGGAAUGCUGCUAGAUAUUAUUGUUAGUAAUUUAUUGGAUAUUUUUGGCCAAGUUUUUCAUGAGUCAAGAGGAAUAACUAUAAAGAAUUAUAGUUCUGAAACUCUGGGGACAGUUGCAUUUUAGGUAUAUCCUACCUAGUUGUAUGCAUUUCAAACAUUUUUCUCUCAGAUUCAAUCCAAUAGUUAAGAUAAGGCUGAUUGUGUACCAUUUCCUUAACUUUUUCUUUAACUGUUUUACUCCUACAGAGUUACUGUUAGUACCAGUUACUCUGUGAACUAAGUGGUACAGUGGAUAGAGAGCUUCUCCUGAAGUCAGGAGUUGAAAUUUAGUCUGAGUUCAUCUUCCUGAGUUCAAAUCUAGCCUCAGACACUUGAUAGCUGAGUGAUUCUAUGUAAAUCACUUAAUCCUCUGCCUCAGUUUCCUUAUCUGUAAAAUGAGCUACAUAAGGAAAUGACAAACCACUGCAGUAUCUUUGCCAAGAAAAUCCCAAAUGGUGUCAUGAAGACUUGGCCAUGACUUAACCUCUUCUCUGACUUGUUUAUUCAUUUAUUCAACAAAAAUUUUUUUGAGUGAAUUCCUUAUGCACCAUGAAUAAGUGAAUGCUCAUAAACAAAGUAUGCUGGGGCCAAGGGUGCUUAUUUGCAUUUGGCUUUGAGGAUGAAGAUCCUAAGAAGGGAUAUUCUGAACUUACAGUUAGAAAGGGAAAAAAAAAUAAUCAGUUAUCAUUGAUAUCAGUGUGUCAGGAUGAGGAAGGAAAAAUGAAGUUAGAACUGGCUAGCAAAGAGGAGGAGGAGAGCUCUGUCAAAUGUAUCCCUGUGAGAGUGCAAAUUUUGGAACCUAAAAAAAUGCUAAAUGAUGGUCCUGGGCUUCUCAUCUGAGCUACAACUGAAGCUUGUUAUUCCUGGUAUUAUUUAUUCCUAGUCUAUUGUAAUAGCUUUGAGGACUUAAGAUUUUAAAAAAAAUAUAUUCUUUUUUUUUUUUUUUUUAAACCUUGCAGUCCCUUCUCAAUGACUUCCCCAUGCUUCUGGCCACCAGGAACCUUCCCUUGUAACAAGGAAUUAUUUUUAAGCAAAACAAACCCACACAUUGGCCAUGUCUGGAAAAUGCUUCCUUAUGACUUCCAUUGUCUUUGGAGUUAGGAGUAAUCAAUAAUGCUAAAAAUAAGUCUUUAUGGGUAUCUUUUAAUGCACAUAAAAAAGGAGGCUUGUAUUCUAAUCUAUGAUACCUCAAAUUAUGAUGUAGAAGGCAGUGGAAGAUGAAUUUAGGUCAAAAGAGAUAGAGAUACCUGAUUCCGGAGAAACAAAGUUAUAUCUAGGUGGAUUUCAAUUCCUGGAACCUUGGAUGCAAUGAUCUUUAGCCUACAGCAGGGAGAGGAAUAGGGCUGAUGGACUACAAGAGGCAGGGUCAUCUAGAAGUGGCAAAACCAUUUUUUAUUUAGGUUCUCAUCACAUCUCCUACUUUGGUAGAAGUCCAUCUAGUCAUUUGCAACACACAACAACAACAUCAAGAAAGGAAACUGAGGUUGUCAUCUCCGGAUGAUGGUUUCAACCUGCUUUAUUCUGUAUUCCUUAUUAACCUUUUGACUAAGACCACAUUGAUGAAUUGGAAAUUCAGUUUUUUUCUUCACUUUCACUUUAACUACUGGACAUAUGAAUAAGAAUAAGAGGCACACAGGAUUUAGGAUCAUAGAUUCAUGGGUGGAAGGAAUUUUAGAGUUCAUCCAGUGCAGUUCCUUCAUUUGAUAGCUCAGGAAAUGAAGCCCUAGAGAAGUGGCUUAGGUCACACAAUUAUAGAAUAAGAGACUGAAUUUCAACUCAUGUCUCCUGAUACCAAAUCCAGUAUUUUCUCCAUUGUUUGUGCCACUUUGGUUAUAAAUCUUGUCUCCUCAUUUCAAAGUCAAUGGUUGUUUAUAUCACUUGCCCCAUUCAUUGCACAAGAAGAAUGAUUGCUUUUCUUUUUAUCUUCUGCACUUAGCAUUGUACCUGACCUACAGUAAACAAUAAAUGAUUUUUGACUUACUUUCAA
Antechinus flavipes (yellow-footed antechinus) is the source of this 4047-nucleotide messenger RNA. RefSeq names its product T-box transcription factor 19 (gene TBX19). Lineage: Eukaryota; Metazoa; Chordata; Mammalia; Dasyuromorphia; Dasyuridae. The transcript has 8 exons. Gene Ontology annotation, biological process: heart morphogenesis; positive regulation of DNA-templated transcription; mesoderm formation. Gene Ontology annotation, molecular function: RNA polymerase II cis-regulatory region sequence-specific DNA binding; DNA-binding transcription factor activity, RNA polymerase II-specific. The coding region runs from base 389 to 1666 and encodes 425 amino acids. The record is from RefSeq and is a predicted model, not a curated record. Gene Ontology annotation, cellular component: nucleus.